CUGGUAGUAAGUCUUCCCAGUAGACAGUAGAGACAGUUACUCUAACAAAAGCAGGAUAAACUGUCUAAUACUCUACAUUUUAAAAGAAACGAAUGUAUGAGCCGGUUCCCCAGUACUUAUAGUGUAUUUCUGAUGGCACACUUUCUAAUGAGAGCAGCGUCAUCAGUAGCAGAUGGCAUGAGGGGGCAGAUAUUUACCUUGGGUUAUUUACCUGUUACCAAAGAAUGUAGGGGUGGGAAGAAAGGUGGGGACACUCCUAUUAAUCUUCCCUUCCUCACAGAGACGGGGCUGCAGGAGGAGCAUCUAUGCAGAGAUGGCAAGCAACCACACACUGGCGGACACUGUGUCCUGCAGUAUGACGGCUCCUGGUCAGGGUGUCAUGCGCUUUGUCCAGUUCUUUCUGAUGCCGGGCUUUUUCUUAGGAGUGCUGAUUUUGGGCGUGCCUCUUAAUGUCUUCUCUCUGUGGGUGUUCUCCCGCCGCCUGAGCCGAAGUAACCGUACCAUCCUCUUCCUGCACAACCUGGCCAUGGCUGACACCUUCUGGCUGCUGGCCUUGCCAUUCCUCAUCCAGUACCAUUUGGUAGGGAUGCAGUGGUCUCUGGGCCUGCCUUUUUGCAAGGUCAUCCGUCUCCUCUACCACAACUACUUCUACCUCAGUAUAUUCUUUGUGACAUGCCUGAGUGUUGACCGGUACCUGGCUAUCGUCCAUCCCCUUCGUUCACCUGUUCUCCUCACUCGUCGACGUGCCGUCAUUUUAUGCAUCAGUGUUUGGCUGUUGGCCUUAGCUCUGAGCAUUCCAGUGGGCCAACUGACCUACACCUCUCACUGUGAACACAACAACAGGACAGUCUGCAUCAUCUACGUCUUCAUGGAUGAGUUUAAUGCCAGCCUGUUGUAUUCCCUGAGCUGUUCAUGCCUGGGGUUCUUUUUCCCCUUCAUUGCGCUCAGCUACUGCUACAUCCACAGCGUGUGCCACUUGCGCAGGAGGGCCGACCCCCGCCUCAGAGGCCUGGCCUGGGAACUAGGCGUAGCCAUGGUCAUCUUCGGACUCUUCUACCUGCCCUAUCACCUAAGCAGGAAUGCAGCCAUUAUCAUGACAGCUCUGGUUCCCCAGGACUCCUCAGCGAAGGAGGCGGCCUACCUGGCCUUCUCUCUGGAGAUGUGUGUGUGCAGCCUGUCCUCCUGCACCAACCCUCUGUUCAGCUGCUUUGCAGGAAGGCCCGUUCGCAGGGAGCUGAGGUCCACUCUCAUGAGGCUGUGGAAAAAACGCAGAGUGGAGCCUCAAACGAAGCAGAAGAAAGAGGAGAGGAACACGAGUGAAGUAAGCACUGUGACAGCCAGCAAGGCAGAGACUGGUGCUAAGAUCAAACCCUGGAGCAGCACAGUGACUGUGAAACUGGUUCACUCGAGGGGUCUGGUGUCGACUCUGACAGCUGAGGCACAGAGCAGAUGAUUCAGAUGCUUCCAAAGAGCCUUAGUGAUGAGACUAGACCAGUCUUAUAGCUGUGUGAUGGUCUGUCUCCCAGUAUUAGACACUGUUGGAAAGUUUGCAGUAUGGACAUUUAAUAUACAAGUUCUUGUGGAUCAGUCCUUUUGCUCUGUUUGUAAUCUUUGUCCUUUGUGAAAUCACUCUUUAAUUAAAAUUUUUCUUUUAUACA
Messenger RNA from Astyanax mexicanus (Mexican tetra), 1658 nucleotides. RefSeq names its product P2Y purinoceptor 1-like. Gene Ontology annotation, molecular function: G protein-coupled receptor activity. NCBI's taxonomy places the organism in Eukaryota, Metazoa, Chordata, Actinopteri, Characiformes, Acestrorhamphidae. The record is from RefSeq and is a predicted model, not a curated record. Gene Ontology annotation, cellular component: plasma membrane. Gene Ontology annotation, biological process: G protein-coupled receptor signaling pathway. The transcript has 2 exons. The coding region runs from base 314 to 1453 and encodes 379 amino acids.